UAUACUGACUGAUGAGCUCUGACAGCCCCAGAUGCAUUUGUGCAGUGAGCCAGAGAGCAAACAGUUAGAACGCAGUUAAGAUCAGGGUUUUGGAAACUUAGAACCAACCACUAUUGUUUUGAGACACCUGUCUCCUCCAUCAACUGUGCAGACAGUGGCGGUAGAAGGACGGCUGAGAGCCUGCUGUAUUCACUCAACAUGUAUAAAGUUGUUUCUUCACUGAGUGGCCGCUGUGCAGCUUUGACAGGACAGUCCUGCUGUUACAAUGGGUUGGCCAAAAUUCACCUGGGAAGUGGUGCAGCAUGUCAGAAAGCAGCCUUCAAAAAGGACCACGAAGACCUUCCAGAGAUGCCUCCAUGCAAAUUCAAACCACAGGAAUACAAAGGUAUGUCCAAAGAGCGAAUGAUGGAGAUCCGCAGGCAGAACUGCAACCCUGUGACCACGAAGAUAACCUACUACAAGAAACCAGUGUUCAUCCAUCAGGGAUUCAUGCAGUGGAUAUGGGACGUGGACGGGAGGCGAUAUCUGGAUCUGUUUGCUGGUGUGGCUACUGUCAGUGUGGGCCACUGCCACCCGAAGGUGACCGCAGCCACAGAGAAGCAGCUGAGGACACUGUGGCAUACUACAAACAUCUACGUCCACCCAACUCUCCAUGAGUACUGUGAGAAACUGGCCUCCCUCUUACCAGAUCCUCUGAAGGUGGUUUAUCUGACCAACAGCGGCUCAGAAGCCAAUGACUUAGCUAUGUUGAUGGCUCGGCUUCACACAGGCAACUUUGACAUCAUCACUUUCAGAGGAUCGUACCACGGUGGCACCCAACAAACCAUGGGUCUAACCUCCAACUCACCCUACAAAUACCCCGUCGCCACCAGUUCAGGCUGCACAAAUACCAUGUGCCCUGAUGUGUUCAGAGGUCCGUGGGGAGGAAGCCACUGCAGGGACUCUCCUGUGCAGACCAUCAGAGACUGUAGCUGUGCUCAAGGGCAAUGCAUGGCAAAUGAACAGUACAUUGGCCAGCUCAAAGAAACAUUUGCUACCAGUGUCCCUAAUCGGAUUGCUGCUUUCUUUGGAGAGCCCAUUCAGGGUAUGGGAGGAGCUGUUCAGUAUCCCAAAAACUACUUUAAGGACGCUUACAAACUUGUGAGAGAGAGGGGAGGGGUCUGCAUUGCUGAUGAGGUUCAGACGGGAUUUGGACGAACAGGAACUCACUUCUGGGGUUUCCAAGGUUAUGAAGUUCUUCCUGAUAUCGUUACAAUGGCGAAAGGCAUUGGUACUGGAUUCCCAAUGGGGGCUGUUGUUACAACACCAGAAAUUGCUGCAUCUUUUGCUAAAGCCUACCACUUCAACACCUUCGGAGGAAGUCCUUUAGCUUGUGCAGUUGCUUCAUCUGUGCUUGAUACUAUCAAAGAAGACAACUUGCAGCAGAACGCUCUAAAUGUGGGGACCUAUCUGAUGACAGAGAUGGCCAAAUUCAGAGACAAGUAUGAGAUUAUCGGGGAUGUCCGAGGAAAAGGCCUGCAGAUCGGAGUGGAAAUGGUCAAAGAUAAGGCCAGCAGAGAGCCGCUGCCUUCUGAGGCCAUAAACAAGAUUUUUGAGGACGUCAAGGACAUGGGGGUGCUAAUAGGGAAAGGAGGACUCUACGGACAGACGUUCCGUGUCCAGCCCCCCAUGUGCAUCACAAAGGAGGAUGUGGAUUUCUUCCUGGCAGUUUUCAACAAGGCAAUCCAAAACUACCUAAACAGUCACUGAACAGGAGAUAGAGAGAGAGAGAGAGGGGACACAAGACCAAGGACCAAACCUGGAAACUCACUCAGAAGAGAGUGCAGCACUUUUGUAAAUUGUGACAAAACAUGUAAAUUGCUGUUUAUUUCAUAUAGUGAUGAUCUAUAUGUUAUUAUUCACACAAUUUAAUGCCUACCUUUAGUCUGUAUGAUAUCAUUGGGGGUAAAAAUAUAGGCCUUUCCUUGAAAGUCAGCUCAAAAUUCUGCAAAACAUUGGGCAAAUAACACUGCUUUAAAGCAGAAUUUUAAUACUACGGUUGAAAAUGUUAUGAUACCGUGACACUAUUCAUCCCAAAGAGCAGCAGUACUAAAAAGUAUUACAGCUUUUAAGAUUUUAUAGAUUUUCAGUCAUAUCUUUACCCAGAUCUACAGCCAGCAAAAGAAACUGCAGAUUCAGUAGAUACCAAGUCCUUUAGAGCCUUUUAAAGAUGCAACAAUUAAGUUAAAGUCUCUUGGGAAUACACAGAGAGCUGAGGAGGUGACUCUGUCUAAAUCCCAGAAAAAGCAUGCAUACAUGGCAUUGUACAAACACAAUUCCAAAAAAGUUGGGACAUUGUGUAAAAUGUUAAUACAAACAGAAUUCAGCGAUUUGCAAAUCAUUUCCAACCUAUAUUCAAGUAAAUACAUCACAAAGACAAGAUAUUGGUUUGUUAAAAUUAUAAACUUCAAUUUUUUUGGAAAUAUGCACACAUUCAGAAUUUGACACCUUUAAUGUGUUACCAGAAAAGCUGGGACAGGAGCAAGAAAAGACUGGGAAAGCUGUAAUUAUUCACCAUGUAAAUGGGAUAUAUUCUUAACAAGAGAUAGUACCAUGAUUGGGUAUCAAAGAACCACUUCUGAAAAGCUAAGUUGCAUACAAUUAUCAAUGGUGUGAGGUUCUCAAUUUUGUGAAGGACUGUGCUGGCAAACAGUGUAACGGUUCAUGAAUUCCUAAAAGUGCAGCUGCAAGGCAUUUAGAAUCUGGAUAAAUCUCUACUCAUUAGUGGCAAGGCCAGAAACCAGCAUAUGCCUGUGACAUUUGACCCUUCCAGUGGCACCGCAUUACAGCAUCAUUCUGUGAUGAAUAUUACAACAUGGGCUAAGGAGCGCCAUGAAAAAUCAUUUUCAGUUAAGACAAAAAAUCACAGGGUCUCAGAUGGCCUUGUGAUUUAAGGCUUGCCCCAUAUAUGCAGACAGCUGGGAUCGGAAUCCGGCUCGUUGGCCUUUCCCGCAUAUCUCUUCCAAACUCUCUCUUCCCUGUUUUUGAUUCUAUCCACUGUCCUCCUUUAUCAAUAAAGGCACAAAAAGCCCCCAAACUCCACCUUAAAACCAUGCACAUUCAAAGUUGAGCUUAUCUGACAUGGACUGACCUAAUGUGGAUCUGUGAUCUGAUAAUCAAAUUGUUUUUGAAAGUUAAGGUCUUUCAAGUCCUGAGGGCUACAGACUGAAAGGACCAUCCAGAUCGUUAUCAGUGCAGAGUUCAAAAGCAUCUGUGAUGGUGUGGGGGUGUAUUGGUGCUCAUAGCAUGGCUGACUUGCACCCAGCACUGUUGAGCAACUUUACAUGCACAUUAAGCAAGAACAGCAUGGAAAUGUCACUUUAGGUACUUCUACAAUAAGUGUCUUCAGUCCUCUGACACUUACAGUGUUUUUAAAAGAAAAGAGGACGUAAACAUGCUAAUGUCCUAACUUUUAUGGAAUGUGUGUGUAUUUACAUGGAUAGUUUUGCAGUUUGGGCAAUAAAUAUCUUGUCUUUGUGCUUUAUCGAAUUCAACAUAAAUUAACAGAUUUGCAAAUCACUGUAUUGUUUUUAUUUAUAUUUAACAUAACAUCCCAACUUUUUUAGAAUUGGGAUUUCUUAUUUAUGAAAUUUAUAGUGUUCAGAAAUCUUCUUCCAUUUUUUAUUAUUAUAAACAUGAAACUGCAGUAAUCGCUGUCUUAGAUUUACUUUUUUGCUUCAGUGGUGCUGAAAUAUGUAGUAACAUGAUUUUUACUGGUGUUUGAUCAAAGUUGAAAAGACUCGUCUUCUUUAUCUUAGUUUAUAGCUUAUAAUUCCAUUGUAUUGAAUUUUGCAGUCAGGAGUUUAUUCCUGUUCUAGUUUGUAUCCUAAAGAAAUGUUGUUGACAUGUUUCAUGGACCAAUAUCUG
Molecule: messenger RNA, 3906 nt
Organism: Cheilinus undulatus (humphead wrasse)
Lineage: Eukaryota; Metazoa; Chordata; Actinopteri; Labriformes; Labridae
Product: alanine--glyoxylate aminotransferase 2, mitochondrial-like
Exons: 16
Coding region: 199-1749 (516 amino acids)
Biological process (GO): glyoxylate catabolic process
Cellular component (GO): mitochondrion
Molecular function (GO): L-alanine:glyoxylate transaminase activity; pyridoxal phosphate binding
Source: RefSeq, a predicted model, not a curated record